Molecule: messenger RNA, 954 nt
Organism: Entrophospora sp. SA101
Lineage: Eukaryota; Fungi; Glomeromycota; Glomeromycetes; Entrophosporales; Entrophosporaceae
Source: the annotation of a GenBank genome assembly
AUGCAAUUAGAUUUAUCUAGCGAUUUAGGUCAAGCAAUUGGCAAAGUUGAUUUUAAUUCUAAUAACAUCCAAAUGAGAACUAAAAAUAUACCAGGGAAAUUAAAAAAAUUCAUGAUAUCAACAGAUACUCUUGAUAUCAAUUGUGAAGGUCGUCUUGUAGGUACUGUAAAUAUGAGUGGAUUUAGUUUCCUAACACAAUUAGGAAUACCACCACAAUCAAUAGAUGAUGAACCUACCCCAGUUACAAAUCUGUUUUUUAGAACUGAACGUCUUCAAUCCUUGUUGGAAUAUGAGUAUCAAAAAAUACUAAUAUUAGAAAUAGAUCCUAUACAAUUUCAACUAACAGAUAAUUGGGAUAUCAAAUCUUUUGAAACUGCGAAUGUAUUGAUUCAUGCAGAUGUAAAGCUACAACAAAUUCAAGCUAUACUUGCAAUAAAAACAGUGCCUAUAUUUCUUCGUAUGGGCAAUAGACUUUUAGCAUUGGUUGAAGAAAAAAGAUUGGCAGCUGCCAACGUAAUAUCUGAUUUGGAACAAACCAAACAUCUUAAUCCCACAAAUAAUAAUAUUACACAAAUAACAAAAUCUCCUUUAGAAUAUAUUGAUCGUUCAGUUUCUAAUAUCAGUAAAUGCUUAUAUCGAAAUUCAUCUCAGAUGGAUUAUUUGAUUGAACAAUUAGAUGCGCUCACUCUACAGAAAACCCAAUCUGAGAAAAAAAUUGUAAAAGAGCCGUCGUCGACCUCAAAAAAAACUUCAACACAUAAAAAUAUUGAACAAAUCAAAUCGUCAUACAAGUUAAAUGAUAAUCUUUCUUAUUCAGAUGAAGCAGCCAAGAUAGCAACAGAUUAUUUCAAUAAGGAACAUGCCUUCAACAAAUUGAAAGAUGUAAAUAAAUUCAAAAGAAAAAACCCAGUCAAUAAUUUAUUCGAUCCUGAAAUGAGUCUUGGUAAUUAUUAA